AUUUCUGUUACGUCAACUCGGUUUUGGGAGAUAAAUCAAAACAAAAGUUAGCUAGAAACGUUUUAAUUUUAAUAUUUUCCUAAUAAAACGUGUGUUUUAGGUGUUAAUGAAUAAUAUUAUACUUAUUUUGUAAAGUAAACCAACGAAAUACUUUGCUCAACGCCAGAGGCGGACGGAAGCCUUAUUUACCAUAGAUAAAACCAGACCACUCACUAGGCUCUUCGAUCGUGCGCAAGCGAUCACCCACCGCGUGAUAAGCUUUCCAAGACGUGUGUGCGUGCGUAAAGAGCGUAAACGCGUGGAACUCUAGCGGAACCUCGCUCAAACCUGAGACGCUCAAACAAGAGAGCAGCCGACCGAUUCACCGAAGUUGCGUUCCAUCGAAGUUUCUUCUCCAGCGUUCGCUCAGCAGGAUGACGACGGAUCAGCAAUCGGAGCAGCUUCAAGUUCAACGUUCAGCGAAUCGGCACCACAUCAAGCAGGCCAUGUUUGCGCGGGUCACCUUCUAUCCCACGUUGUUCUACAACGUGUUCAUGGAGAAAGUGACCAAGAGGAAUUGGUAUGAUCGGAUAGACGAGAACAUGAUUCUGGGAGCGCUUCCGUUCCGUGCGAUCGCACCGGAGAUGAUCAAGCAGGAGAACAUCAAAGCCGUCGUCUCGAUGAACGAAGACUACGAGCUGUGGGCGUUCUCCAACAACAAGGAACGGUGGUCCAAGCUGGGUGUUGAGUUCCUCCAGCUGGCCACGACCGACAUCUUCGAGGCCCCCUGCCAGGACAAGCUGUGGAGUGGCGUGCAGUUCAUCAAUCGGUUUCUGCCGAAGGAGAAACGGAUGCAGGCGCUGGCGGAUGUGGCCGAGGAGUUCAAGGAGGACCGUGUGGGAACAGUUUAUGUUCACUGUAAGGCCGGCCGGACGAGAAGUGCCACUCUGGUGGGCUGUUAUCUGAUGAUGCGCAACGGAUGGAGCCCGGAACGGGCGGUGCAGCAUAUGCGCGAAUGCCGACCGCACGUGCUACUCGGUAGCAAACAGUGGGAAGCGAUGCGGAUAUUCUACAGCACUCGACUCGGCACGGAACCAGGUCAAAAGCCAUCGACGACAUCACAUCAAUAGGUCCAAAACUAAACGAAAAUAUCUCUCAACAACAGACAACAACAACGAUAACAACGUAGGAACAAAAUAAAUCAAAUUCUAUUCAAUUGUAAAUAGGACUAGGACAUCGGUUAAGAAUGAAACGCCUUUUGAAGCUUAUAGUUGUUUUCAUCUUGAAUAAGCAUUUUAUAAGACUUUUAAACUUCCGAGAAUAAUUUAAAUAAUAAUUAACUUUGUUAUGCAAAUGUGA
Messenger RNA from Aedes albopictus (Asian tiger mosquito), 1338 nucleotides. It is a transcript of the gene PTPMT1, whose product is annotated as phosphatidylglycerophosphatase and protein-tyrosine phosphatase 1. The coding region runs from base 414 to 1109 and encodes 231 amino acids. The record is from RefSeq and is a predicted model, not a curated record. Gene Ontology annotation, biological process: protein dephosphorylation. Gene Ontology annotation, molecular function: phosphatidylinositol-4,5-bisphosphate 5-phosphatase activity; phosphatidylglycerophosphatase activity; protein tyrosine/serine/threonine phosphatase activity. The transcript is spliced from 5 exons. NCBI's taxonomy places the organism in Eukaryota, Metazoa, Arthropoda, Insecta, Diptera, Culicidae.